CUACUCUUCUUUCCAGUGUAUUAGGGAGACCACCCUCUGAUCUCCCGCCCUCCGGCAUCACUCCACCAUGGGGCAGACCAUCAGCAAACGCUCUUCUAGGCCCUUCCAGAACGUCACUUUCCACUCCACCUUCAAACGCGACACCUCCAGUUGCCCCCCCUACUAUCAAAACACAUCUCCUGGACCGAGCAUCUUCUCCACGCUAAGGAGGGCCCCCGUUGCCAAGCCCAACGAUUUCAUACCUCUCUUCAAUGACUGCAUCUCAGCCGCCUCAUCUAGAACCCAGGAGUACCUUCUCUUCAAGGACCCGGAGGACAAGUUCCACCCCAGCCCCGAGGUGCUCACUCAGGUCUUCCUGAUGACUUACAUUUCCCAGAGUGUCAACCUUAACAUGACGGACAUCUUCAAUUGCACAGCCAUGACGCCUGAGCAACGCAUCCUCCUGGGGGCUGACUGGGUGUGGGCCCUGCUGGAGAAGCCCACCAAGAACCCUCGGAUCCAGAUUGCCGUGCAGGUGCUGCACUUGCCUGAGAGGGAGGGCACCAAUGAGGGUAGCGUCAACCCGGAGGUCUGCAGUGAGUCCGUCCAGAUGGCCCAGAUGGAAUCCAGCAACAAGAACAUGUAUGAGAGGAUGGUAGACUUCUGCACCUCCAUCGGCAAGGACUGCUACGCCCUCUUCUUGUUCUUUGGGAAGAAAAGUGACACAGGGAAUAUCUACGGUGUCCUCAGCAAUAACUUUGAGGCGGCAAUCGGGAAGUGCAACAAGAUUGACAGAGCUUUUAUUGAGAACUUCUUCAAAGGCUCAAGGUAUCUCCAUACGCCUACAGGAAUGAUGCAGGCCAUAGUCACCAAGAAAGAGGGGGACUCUCUCACACUCAUGAUUAAAUUCAGCUGAACCAAAGGGACUCAUAACAUUUAAUGGCAAAUAACCUGAUAAAAUGACACAGUAAUAAACUUUAUGUGGUAGAAAUUAGGAGGCAGUUGAUGCGUCUCUUGAGAAACAACCUCCUAUCUGCCAAGAUGCUGAAUUUGAUAAAGUAGGAGGUAUUUGAAAGAACCUUCUGGCCAUUUUCACCCUGGUUUUUGCCAUCAUUAAGACCGGUUGUGUACAACUUUGUAACCACUUUAGAGCUUUCUGCUGUUUACUUAAGAGUCCUGUUUUUCAAAAGGUGAAUUCAUAAAUGGAUUUAAACACGACAUUCAAACAAAAGAACAAACAGAGCCGAAAGGUUUUACGCUGUUUGGAUUAGUCCACUUCAAAAAAUUUUCUAAAAAGUUUUAGUGGGUUUUGGAUUUGACUGUUAGAGAUUGUGUUUUACAGUGUAAAUUUCACCAUGUGCAUUUUACUCUGAACUACAUGAUGGCAAAAAACAAGGGAAGUUAUACCAAAGGUUUAAAAUAUGUGGAAUUAUCUUCUAAGUAUGUUCAAAUAAACACCCUCCAAAUACAUAUUUGGUCAAGGAUUCCCCCUAAAAUCAGUUUAUCCGAAGCAUUUAGAUUUUUUUUAACAAAACCUUCUCACAGUGGACAUUUUGCCAAACACAGGUGUCACUAAUAACAUUAAUGAUGUCUUCACUCUAUUGAUCUGCUUUUCCACAAGGGGCCUUGCUUGUACAACUCACUGCUGCAUGUAAAAGGAACAGAGUUGUUGUUAAUGUCAUUAGUUACACCUGUGGUUUUCCAGCUGUGACUGGUCAAAUAUGAAAAAAGGUCAAAACUUGUGAAAUACAGGUAGUGUUGUGCUCGAGGACUGUCUUUAUCAUAUAAACUCAAGAAAAACGAGGGUGCUCUUGAAGAAAAGGGUCAUCACAUGGAAGGAAAAACAAACUUCAGGAACUCAUGUUUGUAGCAGAUACAAAUAAAAUUCCUUCCAUAUGAGAAAAGGUCUUUUAAAUAUGAUUUAUAACAAAACUCAAUACCCUUUUACAGUUUCUUGGAGGAAAGAACUGAAUUGUAUAAACUAUUGUGCUGUAACCCAAGAUGCAUACACUCAAACCAGCUUAAAGACGGAGUUCACCUGAUGGUAGUAGGUCACUGUAUUUACCUGCAUGUCUAGCAAACUCCAAGUGAAUGGGAAGGUGUUUUUUAGAGACAAUAACCAAAGAAUGACUUGACACUUCAGUGGAUACAUUUGCAUAGAAGUCUCACUGUGCCAAGACAACAUGUAAAUGUGAACCAAGUCGAUGCGUCGUUCACAGAGAUGUGGUGCAUAUAACACUGAGCAGCUUGAGCAACAUUUUAGCAUAAACUAUUCUACAAUUUGGAAGAGAAACAUUUGUUCUAUGUAUGAGUACUUUUAACUGAAAUCGCUUUACUUUUUCAAAAAUUUGUGGCACAUUCUGCAGUGAGUUAAAACCAAUAAUGAAUGUACUGUUUCUGUAAGGAGAGUAUUAGGUUUGUGGAAGAGUAGCUAGUGAAGUCAUUUUAUUAACACAGACAUAAUUGCAUGGAAAAUCUAUGAUAUAGAUAUAACUUGGAGAGGG
Molecule: messenger RNA, 2483 nt
Organism: Thunnus maccoyii (southern bluefin tuna)
Lineage: Eukaryota; Metazoa; Chordata; Actinopteri; Scombriformes; Scombridae
Gene: rep15
Product: RAB15 effector protein
Exons: 2
Coding region: 68-895 (275 amino acids)
Biological process (GO): receptor recycling
Source: RefSeq, a predicted model, not a curated record